Messenger RNA from Pollicipes pollicipes, 1961 nucleotides. Its product is annotated as cytochrome P450 3A8-like. NCBI's taxonomy places the organism in Eukaryota, Metazoa, Arthropoda, Thecostraca, Pollicipedomorpha, Pollicipedidae. The transcript has a single exon. The record is from RefSeq and is a predicted model, not a curated record. Gene Ontology annotation, molecular function: heme binding; iron ion binding; oxidoreductase activity, acting on paired donors, with incorporation or reduction of molecular oxygen. The coding region runs from base 147 to 1616 and encodes 489 amino acids.
GGCCUUCCGACCUCAAUUUAGGUGCGACUGUCGCGGGCGGGAGAGCAGGGCGGUGGCGCCAGCGGCAGUGCCAGCGGUUGGGUCGGCCGCAUCCAACCGAAAGGUGGAAGUUUACUGAAGCUGUGAAACGCUCGGUGAGAUUGGCUAUGGAGCUGGUGGACCUGCUGCCAGUGUUGCUGGUCAUCCUGCUGCCGCUUCUGCUGUACAAGUACGGUACACGCAACUACGGCACGUUGGAGAAGCUCGGCAUCCCCGUUAUCCAGCCGUACCCGUUUGUGGGCAGCGUGCCGCGUCCCUGGCGGCUUUACAUCAGGGAAGAGGACAUGCGCCACGCCAAACAGUUCAACGGCGUCUGGGGCGCGUACGCCGGCCCCACGCCCCAGGUGUUCAUCGCCGACCGGGAAAUGGCAAAGCGCGUCUUCAUCAAAGACUUCGAGUUUUUCUCAGAGCGACCGAGUGACAAAUUCGACUUUGCCCCCGCCAAGGAUCUGCUUGACCUUCUGCCGAACAAACGCUGGAGGGUGGUGAGGGCGAUCCUGGCUCCAGCUCUGUCGACGGGCGCUAAACUCAAGGCCAUGAUACCUACACUAGAGCAGUGCGCGCAUGACGCUUGCGCGCGUAUGGACCAGGAGCUGCUCAAGAGCCCCGUGAUCCGAAUCAAGGACGUGCUGUUUGGACCACUGGUGCUGGACGCCGUCGCCCAGUUCACAUUCGGCCUCAAGGUGCCCAACAUCGGCGACCCCUCCGACCCGUUCGUCAAGGCGGCCAAGACGCUGGGCAGCGACGAUGUCGCCAGCCCGUUGGUGUCGGCCCUGCUGUCCUACUCGCCGCGUCUCUGCUCGUUGCUCUUUGCCAAGUUCUUAGUGCCGCCGCUCGAGUUGCUGACCGGUAUUCUACGCAAGACGGUGAAGGAGCGGCGCACGGCCGGCACCGUCCGGGCCGACCUGGUCGGCGCCCUCAUGGAUGCCAUCGACACCAAGGUGCCCACGAAGGAGUUCCGCGAACUAAACAUCACGGAAGACCUACUGUUGCUGCAGGGCGCCAACCUGCUCUUGGACGCGUACGACACCACUGGUAACGCGCUCUCGCUCUGCGCCUAUCAUCUGGCCACCAACCCGGACGUUCUGGCGCGGGUGCUGGAGGAAGUCAACGGCGUGGAGGAGCUGACGUACGACGCGCUGCAGCGAAUGCCGCUGCUGGAGGCCGUACUACAGGAGACACUGCGCGUGUCACCGUUUAUCGUGCGCCACGAGCGCGUCUGCCAGCGUGACUGGCAGUGCGGCAGCCUGCGCGUGCCGGCCGGCGUCUCGGUCGUGAUCCCCGUGUGGCCGUUCCACCUCGACCCGGAGGUGUUCCCGGAGCCGGAGCGCUUCGUGCCGGACCGCUGGCUGGGCGAGCAGGGCCGCCAGCUCGGCCAGUACAACUGGAUGCCGUUCGGCCUGGGGCCGCGCGCCUGCAUCGGCAGCCGGCUAGCUAUCAUGGAGGUCAAGUUCGUGCUGGCCUACGUGCUGCAGCGCUACCGGCUGGCGGCCACCCCGGAGACCCGACUUGAGUACCGCAGGGGUGCGACCAUCUUCGGUAUCAGUCCCAUCUGCCUGAAAGUAGAGAAGUUGUAGACGGGCCUGCGAGCGCUGGUGCGCUCACCUCGUACCUCAGUUUAUGUCCCGAGAUGGAAAUAGCUUGGGAGGAGUCGUGCCUGAUUGCCAAAGACAAAUGCACAUGUUUGGCACUAGUACACGGUCAGAUAGUUCUAGUGCACCGAGGCCUGCAUGCUUGAAGGGCUCACGGCUGCGGAUGGAUCUAGCAAACAACGGACGACUGCAGACAGAAGACCGGAUUGCGGAUUAUAGUUUGAACUAUCACACGUGUGGACUCAAUGUUACGGCACAAGUGUACUACAUAAGGGUAAUGAGACAUGACGCAAGUGCCAGAAACAUAACAAUAUAAGUAGAAGGGCAUUU